Molecule: messenger RNA, 2378 nt
Organism: Styela clava
Lineage: Eukaryota; Metazoa; Chordata; Ascidiacea; Stolidobranchia; Styelidae
Product: mannan-binding lectin serine protease 2-like
Biological process (GO): complement activation; proteolysis
Cellular component (GO): extracellular region
Molecular function (GO): serine-type endopeptidase activity; calcium ion binding
Source: RefSeq, a predicted model, not a curated record
UUCAAGGUAUCAGCAACUUGUCGUUCAUAACGUAUAGAAUGAUACCCCACAGUAACCAAAUCGUUUCAACUAUUUUGUUGUUGUUGAUAUCAACGACACCAUUGUUCUCACGACCUGUGGAACACCAUUUAAACGAAAUAUCCGGCAAAAUUAAAUCUCCAAGCUAUCCUAAGUCAUAUCCUGAAAAUGUCAAUAUAUCAUGGUAUAUUGAAGUCAAGCCUGGAUAUCGCGUGGAACUAUAUUUCACAGAAUUCGAUUUAGAAGAUUCCUAUGAUGAAGACCAAGGCGGAGCAUGUGUCUAUGAUUUUUUGAAGGUAAUGGACGGUGAAAAACUGAUGAACAAGUAUUGUGGUAACAGUCGGAUGAACUCGAUAGAUGCUCCCAGAACUAGUCAGAAAGUAAGAUCAACUAGUAACACAAUGUCACUCCAUUUUAUCUCCGAUUAUUCAAAUGAGGAACCAAUGCCAAAGGGAUUUUUUGCUCAUUAUACUGAAAUAGAUAGAGAUGAAUGCUGGGAACUGAAGAUGAAAGCCGAAACUGCGAUUGAAGAUUGGGAUACAAUGUUAUAUUGUAACCAGCAUUGUCAUAACGUUCCUGCCUCAUAUUACUGCAGUUGUAAUCCUGGAUUCAAGCUGCAUGAAAAUAAGCACACCUGUACAAAUGAUUGUGCGAGAAAAGUUCUUACUGGUGAUGAAGGAGAAAUAACAACAUCUCGGUUUCCUGAUGAAUAUUCAAAACUUGCCAACUGUGACUGGACGAUCAAGAAAAAAGAAGGCAUAGCUAUUGAACUGCAAUUUGUAGAGAAAUUCGAUAUCGAAGUUCAUGAUGACGAAGGAUGUGUUUACGAUUGGGUCCAGUAUGAAGAUGCAUAUGGAGUGCGGAGUGACAAAUUUUGUGGAACAAAAUUACCAAAUAAUGGCAAUUGGAUCAUCACAAAUUCCCAUUUAGUCAAAGUCAUAUUUGUGAGCGAUCUAACAAUGGAGGAAUCGGGAUUCAAGUUAAAAUACAGAACAACGCGUGUGGCGUGUUUUAAUAAUCCCAAAGCACCGGAGAAUGGCAAAAUCACGUCGAUUAAAAAGAAGGAAAAUUACGAAUUUGAGGAUGUUGUAACGUUCAAGUGUGAUAUUGGAUAUAGGUUGAUUGGGAAGAAGAAAAUUGAAUGUUUGAGUAAUGGAAAGUGGAGCGAUCCAGAACCGAAGUGUCAAAUAAAACGUUGCAAGCAUCCCGUCCAUCUUAACAAUAUAAAAGAUGGAAGAAUCAAGGAAAAAGUUAUCAGUCUUACUUAUGGAUCCAAAGUUACAGUUCUCUGUUAUCAAUGGUAUGAAAUGACCUCUGGUACUUCUGUGUGGAGAUGCGGAGAUGAUGAGAAAUGGCAUGAAUAUUCCCGGCCUGUGGCUAUAAACGAAAAAAACAAUGUUCCGGAAUGUCAACCAAUUUGUGGUCUGAAAGGAAAUGAAAAAAUUCGGAAAGGCACUUUCGAUUUUGGUGAUGUUAUUCCAAAUAUAGAGGACAAAGAAAAACUUCUGGAUUCCCAAAUUAUCGCAGGAAAAAAGGCUCGUUUGGCUGAAUGGCCUUGGGUCGUCUAUAUCAAUUUAUUCGGUGACAACUUGGAAGGACAUGAAUUUUGUGGAGGAAAUUUGGUGUCACACGAUGUUGUCAUUACUGCUGCUCACUGUACUGCAAGAACAUAUAAACGUCAAAUUAGAGUGUUUGCUGGUGUUACCAAUCGAGAAAAAAAGAAAAACAAGUUUGAAAACGUUCAGGUUUUUUCAGUUAAAGAUGUCUUUGAACACCCGAACUAUUCCAACACAUCGCAAUAUGAAAACGAUAUAGCUAUAUUAAAGCUCAACGCCUCAGUAAAAAUCGGCAAAUAUGUUCGACCUAUAUGUUUACCAAGAUCCGACCGGGAAGCAUCAUUGCCGGUAAAAGCUCUAACAGAAGAAGACGGGUAUCAAAAAACUGGAAUUAUUGCUGGGUGGGGAAUAACAGAACUUGGAUAUUCAUCGUACAAGUUGAUGGAAGCAAGAGUACCACCGAUUGAUCAUAGAAAAUGUAAAAAACACGUUUCGUAUGAUGGAGAUGAACGCCUAAAAGUGUCUGAUAAUAUGAUAUGUGCUGGAUUUCUAGACGGCCAGAAAGACUCAUGUCAAGGCGAUUCAGGUGGUCCGUACAUGUUUCGAGAUCAAGCUCAGCACAGGUGGAUACUUAGCGGCAUUGUGUCUUUCGGAUCAUCAGCACGUGACUGCGGUGACAAAACGUUUGGAAUUUACACCAGAGUAGCAAGUUAUAUGUCCUGGAUCGAGCCACUUAUUGUCAGCUAAACAUAUAUUUGAACUUUGCUUGUCAACUUGCGCGUUUUGGAACAAUGCAAGUACUGU